Molecule: messenger RNA, 2021 nt
Organism: Gasterosteus aculeatus aculeatus (three-spined stickleback)
Lineage: Eukaryota; Metazoa; Chordata; Actinopteri; Perciformes; Gasterosteidae
Source: RefSeq, a predicted model, not a curated record
GUGAACGUGGAUAGGAAACUAGAGAGCAGUUGAAUAAGAGGGCGAGGGAAAGCUGUGGACUGCCAACGAGGCAUUUUAGCUUAAAGAGUAACUUCUGAACGCUGCACCAGCAUGAUAACACAAAGCAAUUUAGCCGUUGUAUAGUUCUGGGUGAUUAUGGAAGAAACAGGGAUUACAAGGUGAUACUCCUUAUAACUAACUGGCAUUCUCUUGAGGGCUUGGAAGCUCAAUUCAGACGUUUACUCCAUUUUGGAGUAAGGAGGGUGGACAUUGAUCCCAUAACCUACAAAAGUCAACCACAGCUGGAAAGAAACAUUUUAUACAGAAAUCUCCCCCCUCCCCCACCUUGUUCAUCCAUCAUGGCAGAGCCGUCUCCAAGUUGGUGGGAGUUGACUUUCCUCAGGAGGAAGAAAUCCCAGCCCAAGGUCCAGUAUGAAAUCCCUGCGGCAUUGGUUACCAACGCCACAGCCCAGCAUGGAUACAGCACAGGGGGAGCUGCACUUCACUCGGAGGAGGGGGUGCACCACCCCCAGCUGGACGCCCGACUGGAGAGGAUCAUGGAUAAAACGUUGGCCAACAAAGGGCGCCAUGUCAAGGUGUCUCACUCCGGGAGGUUUAAAGAGAAGAAGAAAGUGCGCGCUGCGCUGGCAGAGAACACAGAGAUAUUGCCUGGGGGGGGAGCAGCGAAGGAUGAGAACCAUCCCGAGGGGCAUUGAGAAGACACCAGUGCACAUUUAAAAUGACAGCAAUGUAUUCAUAGAAAGAUUGUAAAAUAGGGAGUUCAAAUUUACAGCUCUCUCUCUCCUUGCUCUCAGUCAAUGAAGGCUAAAUUUGGGGGGAACUCUAAAACUCAAUGUCUACAAGCGAAGACAUCAAUUUCAAAAUUACCACAAAGACACAAAUCGGUCAGAAAGAAAUUUAGACCAUUAGCUCACUUGAAAAACACUUGAACUGUUUUAUAUUUUCUACCAUUUUUCCAUUGCCCUUCAAUACAAGAAACAUACAUCAAAACAUCAAAAGGAGGUACUGCAAAGGGGGAUUAAUUAUUGAUGGCUGCAAUCUAUUUAGCAAAAACAAUUCCAGGUCUGUGGCGGUGUUUAACUCGGUUUAAUCUCCUCUAGUGUGAACUGCCUCAAAAGCUUUUGCAGACAUCUAUGAGAGAGAGAAGUUGAUUGUGAAUGUGCCAUUUAUAGGCUAUGUAUGUAAAGAAAUUGUCUUGUCCUCAACAAGCUAACUGGCCGCUAACUAUUGGCCGAAGAGCUUGCCAGAAGAGCUUUCCUCCUCCACAAUAAAACAUUUUAUUAGAUCGGAUUAUGUACAAUCACAAGUCUACAAUGUCAGAAAGGAGGAACUGACUCUGUACCUACAAGGUAGAAAGAUGCUCUGGGAGCUAGUGUGACUUGCUAGCAUGAUCCGGCUAACUAGUGUUAGCUAACUAUUGUGGUCCGGCUAGCGCAUUAAAUCCACCAACAGUAAUUACCUUAAUUAAGUAGUGUUAAUUAAAGUGGGUAUCCAUAAUCCCACUGUUUGCUUUAUGGGCAUGCUAGAAUAUGCUGUUUAAUAAAAACAAUACUGUUCUUGCAUAUUAAACUGUAUGUGAGGUGAUCUUGAGUGGGAUGAAAGGUUGGCUAGCGGAGUUCAUUUACAUGACUAUAGUUAUACUAUGGCACAUAGGUUUAUCUGGAACUGAUGUAUUUAUAGGUUUCAGUAUUAAAUCAAAACCUUGAAACCACCUUAAACACAUUGUCUCUUGUCUGAAAUAAGCAUUAAGCAUCACCUCUACAGCUUCACUCCCCUAGCUUUCACUGGAGUACCAACAACCUGCAUCUCUUGAAAACCACGUCACACAACCAACGCAACAAGUGUUGUUGUUGUUGGUGCCUGUAUAGCCCAGCAGGGGGCAGCAUCGAUCCAAUCAGAAACCUAGCUGCCAAUUCAAUCGUGAACCUCUUUCAGGCUCUGUCCUCAUAAAAUAAUUCUUCUACUUUUCAAAACAGCUUGAUGAAUAAAUUAGUAAAUAU